AUGGAGACGGGGCAGGGGACGGAGCCGGAGCCCGGGCCGGAGACGUCGGCGCCCCGUGGCUGCCCGGCUGCGCUUGCCGGGGCCGCGGGCUGGCCGGAGCCGUGCAGCCCCAAGUACGCGCACCUCAAGUCCUGGCCGGGGCUGCUGCGGGUGCUGGGGGGGCUGCAGCUGCUCUUCGGAGGCAUGGUCUUCGCCUGCGUGUGCGCCUACGUCCAGCGGGAUUACCGGUGGUACGGCAGCGAGCUGCUGGCCGGCGGGACCCGCUACGCCGGCCCGCUGACGCCCUUCGUGCUGGUGGUGGCCAGCCUGGCCUGGCUGCUCAGCGCCAUCCUGCUGGGGCUCGGGGCCACCACCCACUACCGGAGCAUCCUCCUGGAGGCGGGCUGGUGGCCCCCGACCGAGGCGGCCCUCAACGCCCUCCUCUUCCUGCUGUACCUGGCGGCGGCAGUGGCCUACGUCGACACCGUCACCCUCGGGGGGCUGUGCUACUCCCCCCUCGCCGGCGGCGGCCCCCUCCUCGGCGCCUUGUGCCACGUGGCCGGGGGCCAGGCGGCCGCCCUCGUCUUCCUCUUCAUCACUGCGCUGCUCUACCUGGCCGGCAGCCUCGUCUGCCUCGUGAUGUGGCGGCACGAGGCGGCCCGGAGGCACCGGGAGACUCUCCCGGCGCCAGUCCCGGCAGCCGCCUGGGCCACGCGCAUCGUGUUUGAGGACGAGCUGGGCCCCCCCGGCAGGGCUGCCGGCACACUCACCCUCCCCGAGCGGGGGGAGAAGCUGGAGGCCUCGGGCUGCUCCGUCCCCCCGGGGUUCGUGCCCCAGCUGCACACCGUCCCGGACUACAUGGUAAAGUACCCGGCGAUCCGGAGCCCCCGGGAGAGGGAGCGGUACGCGGCUGUCUUCUGCGACCAGUACGCCGAGUACAAGGAGCUGCUCGGCGAGGUCCGCGCGGCGCUGCGGAAGCGCCGGGAGCUGGACGCGAUGAUGUGCCGGCUGCCCUGGCACGCGCCGAGCAGGGAGGAACAGCGCAGGGUGGCCCGCAUCUGGCGCUGGUACAUGAGGAAGAAGAAGGACUCGGCCUUGCUGGAGAAGCGGGAGCGCUGCGACUACCUGAAGAAGAAGCUGGUGCACAUCAAGUCCCAGAUUCGGGAAUACGACCGCGCCGCCUCCGAGGGCUGCAUCUACUUCUGA
Messenger RNA from Rhea pennata, 1185 nucleotides. RefSeq names its product occludin/ELL domain containing 1 (gene OCEL1). Gene Ontology annotation, molecular function: cis-regulatory region sequence-specific DNA binding. The coding region runs from base 1 to 1185 and encodes 394 amino acids. Lineage: Eukaryota; Metazoa; Chordata; Aves; Rheiformes; Rheidae. The transcript has 5 exons. The record is from RefSeq and is a predicted model, not a curated record. Gene Ontology annotation, cellular component: transcription elongation factor complex; membrane. Gene Ontology annotation, biological process: snRNA transcription by RNA polymerase II; positive regulation of transcription elongation by RNA polymerase II.